Messenger RNA from Sorghum bicolor (sorghum), 1508 nucleotides. RefSeq names its product RING-H2 finger protein ATL56. The transcript has a single exon. The coding region runs from base 383 to 934 and encodes 183 amino acids. The record is from RefSeq and is a predicted model, not a curated record. Lineage: Eukaryota; Viridiplantae; Streptophyta; Magnoliopsida; Poales; Poaceae.
GCCUAAACAAAAUCUCAGUUGGUUUCGCUAAAUCAUAUUGUUGCUUGCAUCAGCAUCAAGCACAGGUCAUUCGACUCCUUGCCAUGAAGCCUCUUUCCGGUGUCAAAUCCGGAGUAAAACGAAUGCGACUUACUUUGACUUCUAUAAUUAAAUAAUAUAAUAUACUAAAAUAUUCAUUCGUCCCUUUACGUAACCGUCGAGCUCACGGCAACCCGCCAAUGUACCGAACGCGGCCAAAAAGCUCAAUAUUGGGGAGAGCGAGAGCCCAGAGCCCCCUUCCAAUUCCACCGAUCCCCGCUGAAUAUUCCAUUCCACCGCGCACCGCCGAGCGCCCGAGCCACGCCAAGGACGGACGGACGCCGGCCGCCUCAUCGCAAUCCAAAUGGCCUCGCCCGCUCCAGCCCCGGGACCGGCGGGAAGAGAAGCCAAGCACAGCGGGCGCGCCGCCGCCGCCGUCCCGCGCCACCACCGGCAGUGCGCCGGCGCGCGCCGGCUCCUGUCGCUCGCCGUGCAGGCGGGCGUGAUGGCGGCGGCGCUCGCGGUCUUCGUCCUCUUCGCCGCGGCCUCCGCCUUGCUCCUCCUCGUCCUCGUCCUCGCCGCGCGCGCCUUCCGCCACCACCGCGGCAGCCGCUACCGCGUCCCGUCGCUCGACCCUCCGCCUCCGCCUCUCCACGCGGGGCUCUCGCCCGCCGACAUCCACCGCAUCCCAAGCUUCGCCUUCCCCGGCGGCGGCGGCGAGGCCGACUCCUCCGCCUCGUCGUGCGCCGUGUGCCUCGAGGCCGCGCGCGCAGGGGAGCGGUGGCGUGCGAUGCCGGCAUGCACGCACGCGUUCCACGCCGCCUGCGUCGACCGGUGGCUCGCCAGGACGCCCGCCUGCCCCGUCUGCCGCGCCACCGUCGCCGUCGCCGUCCCCGUCCCGACGAGCCAAGGCUGACGCCAACGCCCCGCGAUCCUCCUGCCCACGCGUGGGAAUGCAGGUUUGGUACCUCCAUCGUUCGGUGCUCGACAAAAAUGCUCUUUUGUCCUGCUCUCCUGUAGUUGUGACAUACCUGUUGUACACUUUUUGUAUGAUAUGAAACUUUCUGCUGCUGUAAAGUUUGUAAAGAGGAAUCCAGGGAGGGGGGAAAAUGAACCCAUGAAACUUUACCAUCUCAUAGAAUUACUCGAUGUUAAUUUUACACUAUAUUUUGAGUUCCAAAGCUUAUUCAUAUUGCAACAUGUUACUUACAUUACAUGAUGCAUUAGGUGAUUAUGUUUUUUUAGGGGAUUAGGUUUAGGUGAUUAUAGGAUUGGUGUGUUCCAACUUCCAGUCCGGGUACCGAUUAGGUUUAGGUGAUUUGAAUUGAAUUUGAUGUGAUACUUCUGCUGUACAAGGAUAUUGAAUCGCAGUGACGUAGAAAGCUCGAGACCGGAUAAAUGAUUAGAACAGAUGAUCGAAUUUGGUCUCGGGCACUUUUCAGUGGGAACAGUAUGCUUGACCCAUUUAUUUCCAACUACUAACUGUUUCA